This is a messenger RNA of Spizellomyces punctatus DAOM BR117, 1953 nucleotides long. RefSeq names its product CAMK protein kinase. The record is from RefSeq and is a predicted model, not a curated record. NCBI's taxonomy places the organism in Eukaryota, Fungi, Chytridiomycota, Chytridiomycetes, Spizellomycetales, Spizellomycetaceae. The transcript is spliced from 26 exons. Gene Ontology annotation, molecular function: protein kinase activity; protein binding; ATP binding. Gene Ontology annotation, biological process: protein phosphorylation. Bases 1 to 1953 code for a protein of 650 amino acids.
AUGACCCAACAAACGCUUAGCGCCGAUUUUGACAAGUCGCAGGCAGAUGACUGGUGGGCUCGAUUGGUCCCAGUAAAUGCUUCUGAAGAGACACCGCUACUUCUGAUGGCUCCAAAGGAAGAAUACAUUAUCGGUCGCUCUUCCAAUGAGUGCAAUUUUGUUUUAGGUGGAGAUUUGGUGUCCAGUCAGCAUUGUCGCAUAUUAAAGGUAUCGGACGGGGAGGAUGCUUUUAUGGUUUUAAUGGAGGACUUGUCAAGCAAUGGGACAUUUAUCAACGGUAUCAAACUAGGGAAAGGGAACAAACGCAUGCUUGUAUCUGGGGAUGAGAUUGGCAUCACGCCAACGGGCAGGACAUUCGAGCAUCACUUUAUCUUCCAAAUGACGAGUUCCCGCAACAGCGACGAUGUGCAUUAUGAAGUUGAAUCUCCAUCGGAUAGAAUGUAUAUUUUGCAACGGGAACUGGGAAGAGGAAACUUUAGCGUUGUUCGGCUGGCCGUCAACAAAACUACUGGUGAAAAAUAUGCCAUCAAAAUCAUAGACAAAAGACGGAUCGCAUUUAAUGUACAAGCUGAAGAAGCUUUGAAGAGAGAGGCCGAAGUACUAAAGUCAAUUGACCACCCCUAUAUUGUUCGGCUACACGAAGCAUUUCAACUCGGCCACCUUUCAUACCUUGUCAUGGAUUUCAUUAGCGGCGGGGACUUGUCAAAUUAUGUAUCGGGGCGUGAUGUACUCCGAGAAGAGGAAGUUCGACGUCUGUUUCGACAAAUGGUUGAGGCAGUGCAGUACAUACAUUCAUUUGGCAUCGUUCAUCGCGAUCUAAAACCAGAAAACGUCCUGGUUACAGAGGACAAGUCGCCCACUUUAAAGCUUUCCGAUUUUGGUCUUGCUAAAAUGAUAGGUUCCGACGAAUGCCAUACCAUAUGUGGAACACCGGAGUACCUUGCCCCCGAAGUGUUCCUAUCUGGCAACUAUGAUUCACGGGUUGAUCUCUACAGCCUAGGGGCCAUUCUAUAUUUUAUGCUGACAGGCCAGUCUCCUUCUGAGGUGAAUUUAGAGACAAUCGGUGUGGAAGGCUCAAGCUCGAGCCUGCCAAAAGCAAUACCCCCUCAAGCGGCAGGGCUGAUCAAAGGACUAAUGCAGCCAGACCCUGAAAAGAGAACAUCCUUGGAGGCUCUAAUACGACAUCCAUGGAUGCUAACGGCACCCCGGACACCAGCCACACCUCAUGCUUUCCGGAGACCCGAAGAUCGUCCAGUAUGGGCUACGUUAUCCUCGCAAGAAGGUCCUCCACGUGUCAUCAAGAUGUUCCGCGAUUCCAUAUCGUUUGGGCGAAGAGAAGACAAUGAUAUCGUUCUUGGCGAUCCAAGGGUGUCUGGAACGCAUUGUAAAAUUGUUCGGGAGGGAGGACACGUUCUUCUGCAUGAUACAAGUGCAAACGGCGUGCGUGUGAAUGGGAUUCUGGUUGGGAAGGGAAAUAGUGCCGAGCUGAGGCAACGAGAUGUUUUGACAUUAGUGCCAGAAACACUUCAUCAAUCUGCCAUGACCUUCACCUACGCAGAAAUGCUGCCCCCAUCCGCGAAGCGUAGUCUUUCUCCUCCUGAUACUGAUGAACAUACGAGAAAACAGCAACGCAUAAACUCAUCGUUUACACUCCAAUCUAUUAACAUCCCGACACUUCCUCCCAUCAUCCCUAUGAAACCUCAAAUGCUUAUCGGCCGACGCCCAGACUGUGACAUCCUUUUAAAUGUCGCUGAAGUCAGUUCUGUCCAUUGUCGGCUGACGACGAGUAAUAAUGUCACAACCCUGGAAGAUUCUAGUAGUAAUGGGACAUGGGUGAAUGGAACGAAAGUCGGAAAAGGGAAUACGACGGUGUUGAAAGACGGCGAUGAGUUUUUGAUUAUGAAUCCAAAAGCCGCAGAUACCAAGAUUGGUUUUCGAUGCGUAUUUAGAUAA